AUGUUUCCCCGCCUGCUGCGUCCGCCGUCGCUCCCCGCGUCCCGCAGAGCCUACUCCUUCUUCUCCUCAAAGUCCGGCGGCGGCCGCUACUUCAACUCCGCAAAGCCCCCCAAGGCCGUCGCUCCCGCCGCAGUCAGGCCGUCCGACCCCGAUGCGAAGCCCGCCCCAGACGAUCCGUCCGCCUCUGCGUCCUCUGCCGCGCCCGCCCAGCAGCCGGCAGCGGCAGCACCCGCCCUGACCCACGCCCACAAGCCCGCAGAUGCGCCCUCGUCCGCCUCCGCGCCUUUGCCCUCGCCCUUCCACCCUUCCACCCUCUUCUCCCCACAGCAGCCCUUCCACCCCCAGCUCUCCCCGCACGACCUCAAGCUUCACCAGUUCUUCUCCCUCCACCGCCCGCUCUUCCUCAACACGCCCCCCACCGCCCUCUUCGACCCCACCCCCGCCGCCUCCCUCACCGGCCCACCCCGCUCCCCCGCCUCUGACGCAGACGCCGACGCCGACGCCCGCGCAGAGCUCGCAGCCCUCGACGACCCCCCCGAGGCGUCCCUCGAGGCAGACGCAGACGCCGCGCGCCAGCUCGCCCGCGCCCUCGUCAUCAACUCCGUCGGCGCAGCCAUCGCAUGGGACGACACCCUCCGCCGCCUCGGCAUCCCCACCGACCAGAUCCCCCUCGACCCCGCCGCAGCAGCCGCACACAUCCGCGCCGACAGCACGAAGCGCAAGCGCCGCAAGAAGAUGAAGAAGCACAAGUGA
Messenger RNA from Heterobasidion irregulare TC 32-1, 753 nucleotides. RefSeq lists its product as uncharacterized. The coding region runs from base 1 to 753 and encodes 250 amino acids. Lineage: Eukaryota; Fungi; Basidiomycota; Agaricomycetes; Russulales; Bondarzewiaceae. The record is from RefSeq and is a predicted model, not a curated record. The transcript has a single exon.